Panicum virgatum (switchgrass) is the source of this 1082-nucleotide messenger RNA. RefSeq lists its product as uncharacterized. Lineage: Eukaryota; Viridiplantae; Streptophyta; Magnoliopsida; Poales; Poaceae. The coding region runs from base 247 to 762 and encodes 171 amino acids. The record is from RefSeq and is a predicted model, not a curated record. The transcript is spliced from 4 exons.
GCUCGGACUCGGAGCGGAUCGGAGCGGCCGCGGUCGGGGCGUGUGGCUGCCGCUGCGCCUGCUAUUCUCCCGGCGAGCCCAGCGACGCCAGCCACACCCCGAGCGAGCGGGGGAGAGCGGGAGCGCGUGGACGCGGCGCCCGCCUCAGCCUGGGGGAUCGAGGGGGGCCGAGGCCUUCGGUCCCCGCGUGGCGCCGCCUCUCGUUCCGUUUCCCAGCCGCGUUCCAGGAGGCCGUGAGCGCGAGGGAUGGAGCACUGCUAUUUGAGGCAGCCGCUCUCGAGGGCUGAAGCCGUGCCCGAGAGGAGGUCCAGGUUCUGGCCGAUGGAUGUGCAGCCGACGCCCCGUGCCGAGGUCAUCUGCCCUCAGCCUCGCCGCGCCACCCGGAUUCCAUUUGCUGUGGAAACCGUGAACAAAGCCAGCCCCAGGACGAACAGUGCAUUCCCAUUGUACAGAUCAGACUCCACUUCUGAUAUACUUGAUCUUAUCCUCAGUAAGAAUGAGCCAGAUGGAGACUCGAGCAGCCAGGUGGGCUUUUUAUGUGGCUCGCCUCCCGUACGCACUAACAACCCUGUCAUCCAUGAUCCACAGUUUGGUAAAAGAGUACCAUCCUUUUCUCCUUUAGUGAGCCCCUACGGCAAAAUGCCAGCAGGAAGAGUUGAAGUAGGUUCUCCAUCUUGCGGGGCUAGAAGCAGCCCAAAAGUAAGAAUCGAAGGUUUCACUUGUGGGAACUCAGAGACCCACUAUGCACUUACCUUUGUCUGAGCAUUUAGUUGGUGUGUUCCUGAUUUUGCUUUCAAGACUGCCCUUCGCUCCUUGUGAAUCACAAUGGCAGUGCAGGAUAUAAGUAGUACCUUUAAGCUAGCCUGAUUAGAGUUGCCUUUGCCCUUCUAAUUGUGGCAUUUGAAGCUGCAAAGUCGCAGUGAGCUGUAAGAUGUAUAUAAACGAGGUCCCCGCAUAUGUAACCAUAUGAUGUAUGUGUCUAGUAAACAUAGUUGAAGUUCUGGUGUUUGAUGAUGAUGAGCAUGUGAAUAGAGCGGUUUUUGCAUUUGAAAGCAAGAUCCAAUAUGAAGGUUAUGAAUUUA